GGCAAUAUUGUAAAGCUUACAAUUUUGCAUUUGCAUUGAAAUUUGCUUGUGCUCUGGUUUGCUGAUUUGUGUAAAAGAUGAAGAGAAAAUUGCAACAAAAAAGAAUUAAAAAGUGGACGCAAGAUGAAAUAAGUAAAAUUAUUGACUAUAUUAUAAAAUAUGGAAAUUUGGAGAAACCAACAGCACGGAUUUACUAUGAGGCAUUCCUCAAAAUUUCGCCCAUUGAUGCAACCUGGGAUUUGAUAAAAUGGAAGGUUCGCCAUUUAAGAACAAUUUUCACUAAGGCGAGACUUUGGACGAACUCGCCAGACGCUAAAUUGUUGAGCGCUGAGCGUUUCCAAGAUAAGGUGAAAAAAUUGUGUCCAAAUUAUUACCGCUUACUAAAGAUAUUUGGCGAAGAAAAAGGAGAAAUAGUUGAGAUUUUGGAUUCAAAUGGCUCAUUUGCGGAUUGCUAUGAUGAGUCGGAGGAAAAUAUUGAUUUGACAGAAGAAGUAAAGGUAUUUGAAGGCUACAAAGAAACAACUAAUAAUUGGAAUGAUGAAACUGUAGUAAGCAUAAGUAAUAUUGCAAAUGCAUCAGUUCCUGCAGACACAGAACAAGAUGAAAAUAAGCGAAUUUUAGCACAUUCCCCAUUUGUUCCAGAGGUGGAUAGAAAUGAACACAUAAUUUCAGAUACAGAGGCGGCAGAAACUGAGCACAAGCCAGUGGAGGAAGCUUUGUUUGUUGCAAAGAAACUUAAAAAAGAGUCGCUCAGACAUUCGCUAUCUGCUCUAAGUCAGAGUCAAGAAGGUCGGAAUAAAACGCAACGUUUACGACUUAAAUUCGAAGAAUAUAAGUUUGAACAAGAAUUUGCAUUUACCAAAGAGAAAUUUAAAGCAGAACAAGAGUUAAAACAGCAAGAGCUUGAACUAAAAAGAAUGGAAAUUGAAAGUAAUGAAAAGCUUAGAAUAAUGGAAAUGGAAAAAAAUGAACGUAUAGCGAAAUAUGAACUCAGUUUGAAAUAUAAAGGUCAAAGCCGAUUUGUAAGUAAUCUACAUGCAGAUUUCUGAUAACGAAACGCUUGAGCAGGAAGUUUUACAAAUUUGCCCACAUACGUACAUACAUAUGCAUAUGUAAAUUGUAUAAGCAAACGGUUCUGGUUGUUCCUUUUAUACUGCGCCACCAAACCUUUACGUCGGUUUGAGCUUAAGAAGAAUUUUACAACUUUUAUAUGAAUCGCUUAUUUUUUAGUUGAAGUCCUUAAAAAAUAUAUAUCACAAAAUUUGCAUAUAGCUAACC
Molecule: messenger RNA, 1278 nt
Organism: Anastrepha ludens (Mexican fruit fly)
Lineage: Eukaryota; Metazoa; Arthropoda; Insecta; Diptera; Tephritidae
Exons: 3
Coding region: 78-1049 (323 amino acids)
Source: RefSeq, a predicted model, not a curated record